UGCUAGGCUGAGGCGGGCAGGGCGUCAGACUUAGUCCGCUCCUGGUUCGGCCAUAGCGGAAGUGCGGAUCCGAGCGGCUCUCAGGUGCGCCGAGCUGCAGCGAGAGCGAGAUGGAGGUGAACCAGGCGGCGUCUGGCACCGACGGUGUCCGCGAGCGGGGAGGCUCGGACCGAGCUGAAAGGUGGGAGCAGAACCGAGAUGAGCGGCGUCAGUCCGGGACGAACGGGCUCCCGAAACACUCCUACUGGCUGGAUCUCUGGCUCUUCCUCCUUUUCGACCUGGUGUUGUUCAUCUUCGUGUACCUCUUGCCCUGACUGCUUUGCCGAGAUGUCAAGAGUGUGUGGCUUCUGGGGUGAAUCCUGAAUACUACAGACUUCUUGAAUAAAGAGGAUUUCCAGCAGCUGAAUUCCAGACCUCUAACCUCUCCUUAAGCCCUGACCUCCUUAAAAUAGCAUCAUGUAUUUCAAGCCUGUUUUUAGUGCUUGAAUUAAUAUUAUUGUAGCUAAAUGAUAUAUGUAUAUAUAAUAUAUUUUUAAUAAUGCUUGCAACUUAAGUACUUAAGGGAAAUGUAUGUGGAAUUUACUCACCAUGAGGUAUUGGGCCCCUCACUAUUAACCAAGACACAGCGGUCAACAAGAGAAAAAAAAAUCCCUUUGUGACACUCACUAUGUUGAAUAUUGUUUUAAAAUAUGCUAUUUUAAAAUAUUUAUCGUCUGUGGUUUGGUAGGUAGCAUUUACUCAGAAACAACAGUCCCAAAGCAGCCACUAUAAGUACUUUGGAAGCUGUUCUUUUUCAUCCUAAGAUAUGGGUAAUUAGAAAUUGGUUACUGUUGGUUUUAAUGCUGUUCAGUAUGAGAAAAGCCUAAAAUAUAGGGAGGCUUCUCCCUUAUAAUUCAUAUUUGGUAAAUUGUUAACAGCUAUGUCUUUAGGAUAUUGUUGCAUUUGCCUGAAUAAUUUUUUGUAAUUAUAAUUUAUAAUUGAAGCAUUUGUAUCAGAACACAGGACUGGGAGGACACGAGUAUACCAGACUGUGUGACCCGAUUUGUACUGAGUACUAAUUUUCUCUAAUAAAUGUUUAGUUAUACUGCUGAA
Arvicola amphibius (Eurasian water vole) is the source of this 1092-nucleotide messenger RNA. RefSeq names its product chromosome 14 C4orf3 homolog (gene Arln). The record is from RefSeq and is a predicted model, not a curated record. Lineage: Eukaryota; Metazoa; Chordata; Mammalia; Rodentia; Cricetidae. The transcript has 2 exons. The coding region runs from base 111 to 314 and encodes 67 amino acids.